GUCCUCCAUGUUGCCAUCACGUGGUGCGAACAGCUGAUCGUGACAUCACCCACCAUCAUGGCGGACUGGAACAGAGGUCACGGCUCUGUUGACGACGUGCUGGAUGCUGAAAACAAACGGAUUGCUGAGAACCUGGCGACCAAAGUCUCCCGCCUGAAAUCUUUGGCUUAUGACAUCGACAGAGAGGCUGAGGAUCAAAACGAGUAUCUAGACAAUAUGGAUUCAAACUUCCUGAGCGCCACAGGCCUGCUGACAGGCAGCGUGAAGCGAUUUUCCACCAUGGUCCGAUCUGGCAGAGACAAUCGUCGCCUCCUCUGCUACGUUUCCGUGGGGCUGGUCUUCGUCUUCUUUUUGCUCUACUACCUGGUUUCUAGGAUCCAACGCUGACGUGGAAAACCAGGAAUCCAUUGGGAUGCGGAACUAAACCUGAAUUUAUAUCUGAUAGAUUUAAAAAAAAAAAGAACAAAAAAACAAUAUUGUGUUCUCAUGGAGAGAAAAGACCAAAGUGAGAAACCAGACUUGAAUGA
Melanotaenia boesemani (Boeseman's rainbowfish) is the source of this 527-nucleotide messenger RNA. It is a transcript of the gene bet1l, whose product is annotated as Bet1 golgi vesicular membrane trafficking protein-like. Lineage: Eukaryota; Metazoa; Chordata; Actinopteri; Atheriniformes; Melanotaeniidae. The record is from RefSeq and is a predicted model, not a curated record. Gene Ontology annotation, biological process: regulation of retrograde vesicle-mediated transport, Golgi to ER; retrograde transport, endosome to Golgi. Gene Ontology annotation, molecular function: SNAP receptor activity. The coding region runs from base 58 to 387 and encodes 109 amino acids. The transcript is spliced from 4 exons. Gene Ontology annotation, cellular component: Golgi trans cisterna; SNARE complex.